Microtus ochrogaster (prairie vole) is the source of this 966-nucleotide messenger RNA. It is a transcript of the gene Klk6, whose product is annotated as kallikrein related peptidase 6. Gene Ontology annotation, biological process: proteolysis. Gene Ontology annotation, molecular function: serine-type endopeptidase activity. Lineage: Eukaryota; Metazoa; Chordata; Mammalia; Rodentia; Cricetidae. The record is from RefSeq and is a predicted model, not a curated record. Gene Ontology annotation, cellular component: secretory granule.
UGGUUCCAGUGCCUGAGAGAUACAAGCCCAGGAGGAGGUGGUGUCAUUUUUCCUACCUAAGUGUUGGCAGGUACGCUGCUGGCCACGAACGGCGACCAUGGAGAAGCUGGUGGUGAAGAUGCUGGCCAUGUGUUUGGUUCUUGCUAACCCAGCCUGGACGGAGGAGCAGGAGAAGGUGGUACACGGUGGCCCCUGUUUGAAGAACUCUCAUCCCUUCCAAGCCGCCCUCUACACGUCAGGCCACCUGCUGUGUGGUGGGGUCCUCGUUGACGCACAAUGGGUGCUCACAGCUGCCCACUGCAAAAAACCGAAUCUGGAGGUGUUCCUGGGGAAACACAACCUGCGGCAAACAGAGAAUUUCCAAAGGCAGAUCUCUGUGGAUCAGACAAUUAUCCACCCCCGAUACAACCCUGACACCCACGACAACGACAUCAUGAUGGUGCAUCUGAAAAAUAAAGUCAAAUUCUCUCAAAAGAUCCAGCCUCUGCCCUUGAGGAGAGACUGCUUUGAGGAGAAGCCUAGCUGCCAGAUCCUCGGCUGGGGCAAGAUGGAAAAUGGUGACUUCCCAGACACCAUUCAGUGUGCUGAUGUCCAACUGGUGUCCCGGAAGGAGUGUGAGCGUGCCUACCCUGGUAAGAUCACCCAAAAUAUGGUGUGCGCAGGUGACAAGGAAGAAGGGAACGAUUCCUGCCAGGGUGAUUCUGGAGGGCCCCUGGUAUGUGGAGGUCAUCUCCGAGGCCUCGUGUCAUGGGGUAACAUGCCCUGUGGAUCAAAGGAGAAGCCGGGGGUUUACACCGAUGUCUGCACCUAUAUCAGAUGGAUCCAAAACAUCAUAAAAAACAAACAGCUCUGACCUGAGAUAUCCCCCGACCCUGGCUGACUACAGAUUCUCCCUCCCUGACACCCACCCUACUCUCAGAACCAUCAGAUGCCCAGAUCUGACACUGAUGCUUAAUAAAUGUAGUG